UUUGUGCCGGCAGCGGGGCCAUGGCCGGGGCCGGGAGCGCAGCGCGGGGGCUGCUCCAGCCCUGCAGCCCGCGGGGCAGCGCGGAGGAGCCACAAAAGCAUCUGGCCCCUCUGGGAAAAGAGAGAGAAGCAGCCAAAGCCAAGGAGGAGCGGCAAAGUGAGGAGCUGCUGAAACAGACAGAAGCCGAGAGGCAGAAGAUUGUCUGGGAGUGGCAGGAGCUGCGAGGGUUUCUGGAGGAGCAGGAGCAGCGGCUGCUGUCCCGGCUGGAGGAGCUAGAGAGAGCCAUUGCCCAGAGAAGGGAUGAGGGCGUCUGCAGCCUGUCGUGGGAGAUUUCCCUGCUAAGGGAGAGGGGAGGAGAGAAGGGGCAGCAGCUGCUGAGCCAACCCCUGCAGGGUGCUGGGAGCACUGGGGGCAGCAGGGAGGAUGGGACGUUUUGGACGCCAGAACCAUCGUUUGCGGAGCUGGAGAAGAUACUCAGCGAUUUCUCCCUGAAAAGUGCCAUGCUGCAGGAGGUGCUGCUGGGAUUCAAAGAGACACUGCAACGGGAGCUGGGGAGCGACACAGGCUACAGAUUAACGUCCACGUUUUGCUCCAGAUCAUCCCAUCCUCCCAGGGGGAAGGCAAUGGCUGCAAUGGAGCUGGCUCAGGGGCUGGUGACUUUCGAGGAGGUGGCUGUGUAUUUCACCAAGGAGGAAUGGACUCUGCUGGACCCCACUCAGAGAUGUGGGAAAAGCUUCAUCGAUAGUUCAGCCCUCAUCUUACAUCAGCGAAUCCAUACAGGAGAAGCACCCUACACAUGCUCAGAGUGCGGGAAAAUCUUUAGUCACAGCUCUACCCUGAACACACAUCGUAGAAUCCACACAGGAGAGAAGCCUUACACGUGCUCUGAGUGUGGGAAAAGCUUCAAUCGGAGCUCAAACCUUAUAAUACAUAGGAGAAUCCACACGGGAGAGACACCUUAUACGUGCACUGAGUGUGGGAAAAGCUUCAAUCACCGCUCUUCCCUUAUCACACACCGUAGAAUCCACACAGGAGAAAGACCCUACACGUGCUCUGAGUGCGGGAAAAGCUUCAAUCAGAGCUCACACCUUAUCAAACAUAGGAAAAUCCACAUAGGUGAGAAACCUUAUGGAUGCUCGGAGUGUGGGAAAUGUUUCUUUAAUCGUUCAGACCUCAUCUUACAUCAGAGAAUCCACACAGGGGAAAAGCCCUACACAUGCUCUGAGUGCGGGAAAAGCUUCAGGCACAGCUCAAGCGUUGUUUCACAUAGGAGAAUCCACAUGGGAGAGAGUGGGAAAAGCUCUGAGUGCGGGAAAAGCUUCAAUCAGCACUCAAGCCUCAUUAGACAUCAGAAAAUCCACAUGAGAGAGAAUUAUAAUAAAACCCUUGACUAGGGUUUAAAAUUUUUUUUAAAAAAAAAAAUCACAGUGAUUUUUGCAUCAUCUUCACCGUGGUGUCUCAGUUCCACCAGAUAAGUUGCCUGCUUCUGCCUUUUGCAGCUCAUCCUUCUUUGGGGUCAGUCCUAUGAUCUUUUCUAUCAACUCCUUUCCUUCUGAGUCAUAGGAGUGUGUCCCCCUUCAGCCAGGAAUGUUCAUCACCUCCAGGUGCGGGAGGAGACAGGUUUGAUCCCAGCAAGGUACACUGAGGCAAAAACUACCUGUGCCUUCCAUCCACUAGGACUAUAUAUGUCAUUGUCUGCUCAAGUUAGUGAUAUUAAUGUAAAAAGUUGUAGUGCAGAUGCAGCGCAGGUGCAGUGGUUGGCAUUAGCUUUCCCCUUGACCUGACCUAAACUCCAUCACUUUUCCUAGUCUAAACAAACCCUGAGCAUCACGGUUAUACUGUUCCCCCAUUUCAAAGCCAUUGUUAGUCAUCCAGUUCUCCCUUGGGGAACAAAUUGUUUCCUUCCCAGUUGCUCUGAUGUAGCUUCAGGUUGUGCUGGAGAACAGAUAUUUUUAUUAUCAUUUUCUGCACUUAAAAUAUAUUGAACUAUAACAAAGAGCAGGAACAGGGCAGGGAUAGAGAAAAAUGUCAUUUCACCCAUUGUAACAACAGACGUAGUUAGGGUAAGUCAGAGGGAGUCCCUUAUUCCCCAUCACUCUCCUCCUUCAAUCUGUGCUAGAACCUAAGAAUCCUUUUCCUUUCCCCAGUUGUGGGAUGGGAGACUUCCAAAAGUGCUCCCUGUGCUAUAGCACAUGGCUAAGCUCAGAGAAUAAACCCCAAAUAUCCCC
Molecule: messenger RNA, 2228 nt
Organism: Gopherus evgoodei (Goodes thornscrub tortoise)
Lineage: Eukaryota; Metazoa; Chordata; Testudines; Testudinidae
Product: zinc finger protein with KRAB and SCAN domains 8-like
Biological process (GO): regulation of transcription by RNA polymerase II
Cellular component (GO): nucleus
Molecular function (GO): DNA-binding transcription activator activity, RNA polymerase II-specific; RNA polymerase II cis-regulatory region sequence-specific DNA binding
Source: RefSeq, a predicted model, not a curated record